AUGAGAAAAGUCUUCACUCUUGACCGAACAUUUCUGAACAAUUACUUAUCAAGUUAAGUUAGUUUUGUAAGGCCAUAAGCGGCUGAGCCACUGACCUCAACACCUCAGCUCGAAAGACGACACCCGGUCGGGUUCUGAUGUGGCCAUACUCCCAGGCCAGACGCCAUCUUGAUUUCUGGUCAAAACCACCUGUCCAAAGGAUCAGCUCCUUUGGGCAGAGCCACUUCUGUCUGAGUGCCCCGAUGGUCCCGAUGAAGGAAGACCAUGUGUGGUAGGAAAAAACCUGUCUAGCCCGUCUAGCAGGGACAGGGAAAACCUUCGGGGGAGAAGAAAUAAAACUUCCUCUUCUGCACGGCUUCCUCACAACUGAAGGCCUACUUAGGACAGGAAUGAGACCUGUAUCUUCAGCUUCAUCAGCAAUGGGUCCUACCAGCUCCAUAGGAGGUGAGCCUCGGAGUCCAAUUUCCGUCGACAUCACCAUUUUAUUUUUACUUAUCAAGGAAUCCAAACUUUGGCUUCAAUGGACUUGGUGAAAUUGUUUAUCGUCGCUCCUAUUCACGUCUCCGUGAAGACCACACAUAUGAAACUUGGCACCAAACAGUAGAAAGAGUUGUAAAUGGGACUUUUUCUUUACAGCUAAAUCGAGCUGAAAACUUAAAAAAUAUCAGAGGACAUGCAGAAAUAAUGUAUGACAAAAUCUUUAAUUUUAAGUUUUUGCCGCCUGGGAGGGGUCUUUGGGCUAUGGGUACAAAAAUCACUGGCUUCCCCUUUUGUUAGCUAGAAAAUUCAUUAUUUUUUUAGAAAUUAACCAUAAAUAUUAUAUCCAUUUUUAAGCAGCUUAGGCUCUAGAAAUAAAUUUAUAAUUAAAUUCAUUAUUUUUGAAAUUGUAUUCUUUAUUAUUAACAUAAAAUUUGUCAAAACAAUUAGCCUUGUGAGAAACGUAAAAUAUUUUACUCGCUCACUGAGGGGAGUGAGGAAAAAUUUCUUUAUGCCGCAUUAAAUAAUUGCGCCUUUGUAUCAACCAAAGAUUUUGAACAAGAAACUGGAUACAAGCCUUUUACUUUUCUCAUGGAUGCUUCUAUGCUUGGGGUAGGUGUAGGAUUUGACACUAAAGGUUCAGGAAAAUUAGAAAUUUGCAAGCCAAAUGGGAGUGCGACUUAUCAAAUCCCUGAUACAAGAGAAGGGUGGGUAAAUUCUCUUAAAUUGCUAUUGGACUCAUUUUUUAUACCAGACAAACCUGAAACUAUUUUUGAUUAUUCUUUAAUACGCCCAGCUGGCAGGAUUUUAAGUACUUUUGGUGGAAUUGCAGCUGGGCCAGGCCCUCUUAUAUCAAUGCACGAAAAUAUCAAAAAGAUUUUGUCAAGAAAAAUAAAUCAGAAAAUAGAUACAAGAGAUAUUGUGGAUAUUAUGAAUAUGAUAGGGAAAUGUGUAGUCUCUGGAAAUGUUAGAAGAUCUGCUGAAAUUGCAUUUGGAGAAAUUGAGGAUGAACAAUUUUUAGAAUUGAAAAAUUAUGAUAAAUACCCUGAAAGACAAGAAUUUGGAUGGGCAAGUAAUAAUUCCGUGCUAGGAAAACUCGGCAUGGACUAUAGCAAAAUUGCUGAUUGCAUAAGAAGAAAUGGAGAGCCUGGUCUAGCCUGGCUUGAAAAUAUGCAAAAAUAUGGAAGAUUAUGUGAUCCACCUAAUUGAAAAGAUUACAGGGCACUAGGUGGAAAUCCUUGUUUAGAGCAGACUUUGGAGUCUUAUGAACUAUGCUGCUUAGUUGAAGUCUUUAUAAACAACCAUCACAACUUAGAUGAGUUUUUAGAAACACUGAAAUAUGCUUUUAUGUACGCAAAAACCGUCACAUUAGGCCUGACUCAUUGGGAAGAAACUAAUAAUGUAAUGGGUCGGAAUAGAAGAAUUGGCUGCUCUUUAACUGGACUUUCUCAAUUUUUAGGCCGAAAUGGCAGUGAUACUCUAAAAAAAUGAUGCAAUGAAGGAUAUAGAUUUUUAAAAUCAUAUGAUAAAGAAAUAUCGCAAACUUUUGGGGUGCCAGAAAGCAUUAAAGUUACUUCUGUAAAGCCAAGUGGAACUGUAUCUUUAUUGGCUGGCUCAACUCCUGGAAUGCAUUUUCCACAUGCUCAUCAUUAUAUAAGAAGAGUGAGGGUGCCUAACACUGAUAAAAUUAUGCUGAAUAAGCUGAAAGAUGAUGGAUAUCAUAUGGAGCCGGAUGUAAUUGACCCAAAUGCGACUGUUGUGUCUAUUCCAAUCAAAGAAAAUCCAAAGGUAAAAGUCCUUAAUGAAGUAAGCAUGUGGGAGCAAUUAAGUUUCGCAGCAUUUUUGCAAAAAAAUUGGGCUGAUAACCAAAUUUCAUGCACAGUAUCGUUUGAUCCUGAAAAUGAGGGGCAUUUAAUUCCUGAAGCCUUGGACUAUUUUCAGCACCACUUAAAAGGGAUCAGUUUUUUACCAAAAACUCAAAGUAUUCCAUAUCCCCAAAUGCCAUAUGAAGAAAUAUCAGAAGAAAAGUAUCAUUCAAUGAUUAGUCAUAUAGAUAAACACAGAAAAUCCGCUCCACAAGAAAUAGAGCAAGAGCGUCCAUCCUAUCCCGAUCAAUUUUGUGACUCAUGCUCAGUUGAGUAA
This is a messenger RNA of Blepharisma stoltei, 2619 nucleotides long. NCBI's taxonomy places the organism in Eukaryota, Ciliophora, Heterotrichea, Heterotrichida, Blepharismidae. The record is from the annotation of a GenBank genome assembly.